CGUUCUCUCAUCUUGCAUCAUUCUCCUCCAUUUCCCUUUAUGCUAUUUGAGUCAACUGACAUCGCCGUCUGGGAGGCAGUACUUGGUCAAUACCCAGAGGCACUUGAGCACCACGUUGCUAAUAAAAAGGACGAUUCGUUACUUGAACUCGAUCAAUGGUAUCAAACCACCUUACCCACACUCCUCAACAAACGAAGUCCUAAACCAUUCAUCACUUCAAAGGAACUUUGUCAGCUCAUGUCAUGGAAACUCAAGAGGGGAAAAUUUCGUCCAAGUCUUGCGAAGCUUGCUGCUUCAAACGUUGAUACAGAUGUAAAACGAAUCAGUCUAGAAGCUUUUGCACUUGUCAAUUCAGACUUGAAGGCUGCUAUCACAAAGAUGGCCGAGCUCAAGGGCGUCGGCCCUGCCACAGCAUCAGCCAUUUUAUGUGCAGGGGCACCAGAGAAGGUGCCUUUCAUGACGGAUGAAACCAUGGACUCUGUACCAGGUCUUGGGACAAUAGUCUAUACCAUCCCUUAUUAUAUCAAAUUUGCCAACAAAGUGAUUGAAAAGGCAACGCAGUUGAGACAUAUGGGAUCCACCACAGUUCAUUCACCACACUUGGUUGAAAAAGCACUUUGGACUGACUAUAUGCUGGAUAAGUAUAGUAUUGAACGAAAGGUUAAACCAUUUAUAUCUAGAUCUCAACUUGAAUCUGAUUCUCGAAUAACAAAAGAAGACAAGAAGAACAAAACUCCCACUGUUAAAAGCGAGAGCAAGAGCGCUGGUAAUAAGCGGAAGGCAGGGACGGGGGAAGAAACACCAUCUACUGUUAAACAAACAAAAGAAGAUGCUGCCGCAGACUCGUCUGCAAAAAAAAUCAAGACAAUUGAUUCGACGUCUUCCAAAACUUCUACAAGAUUUACUCGAAGUCGAGCUUAGAAGCUUAUAAAAUAAAU
This is a messenger RNA of Lobosporangium transversale, 938 nucleotides long. RefSeq lists its product as hypothetical. The coding region runs from base 40 to 921 and encodes 293 amino acids. Lineage: Eukaryota; Fungi; Mortierellomycota; Mortierellomycetes; Mortierellales; Mortierellaceae. The record is from RefSeq and is a predicted model, not a curated record. The transcript is spliced from 3 exons.